GAGCCGGGCUGCGGCGCAGGGCAGGCAGCGGCUGCGAGUUCCCCUGCGCCCGGGGGCGGCUGCUCCUCGCUUCCCGUCCUUCGGGUUUGGUUUUUGCCAAGAGCUAAUGUAAAGAUCCGAAGAGCUCAUCUGGGCUUUCCCCCCUGGCCUGACAUGCUGCCUUUUGGAGAUAAGACGAGAGAAAUGGUUAAUGCAUGGUUUGCUGAGAGAGUUCAUACCAUCCCCGUCUGCAAGGAGGGAACCAAGUCUCAGAGUGAAUCCUGUGCUUGUCACCAGCCUGCCUGUGCUGAGACUACCAACUCUGGGACGCCAGCGAGGAAAAUCUCUGCUUCUGAAUUUGACAGACCCUUACGGCCUAUUUUUGUCAAGGACUCAGUAGGAGCAGUGACCUUCCUCUCUGGCUCUGAAAAGAAGGAACAGAUGCCUCUGCAAUCUCCAAGGAUUGGGACCAGUGCAGGGGAUCAGUGCUCAAGGCUCUUAGAACUUGUGAAAGAUAUUUCUAGUCACUUGGAUGUCACAGCACUUUGCCAUAAAAUUUUCCUACAUAUCCAUGAGCUUAUAGCAGCUGAUCGCUAUUCCCUGUUCUUGGUCUGCGAGGAUAGCUCUAACGAGAAGUUUCUUGUAAGCAGACUGUUUGAUGUGGCUGAAGGCUCCACCCUAGAAGAAGCUUCAAACAGCUGCAUUCGCCUUGAGUGGAACAAGGGCAUCGUGGGCCAUGUGGCUGCUAUUGGCCAGCCUCUGAACAUCAAAAAUGCAUAUGAGGAUCCACGAUUCAAUGCAGAAGUCGACCAGAUCACGGGGUAUAAGACUCAGAGUAUUCUUUGUAUGCCAAUAAAGAAUCAUAGGGAAGAGGUUGUUGGUGUGGCUCAAGCAAUCAAUAAGAAAUCGGGAACUGGUGGGACUUUCACUGAACAAGACGAAAAGGAUUUUGCUGCGUAUUUGGCAUUUUGUGGAAUUGUUCUUCAUAAUGCUCAAUUGUAUGAAACAUCUUUGCUUGAAAACAGGCGUAAUCAGGUGCUUCUUGAUCUUGCCAGCCUGAUUUUUGAAGAGCAACAGUCUUUGGAAGUAAUUCUGAAGAAGAUAGCUGCCACUAUAAUAUCUUUCAUGCAGGUGCAGAGGUGUACCAUCUUCAUAGUGGAUGAAGAUUGCACUGAUUCAUUUUCUAGUGUGUUUCACAUGGAAUCUGAAGAAUUAGAGGAUUCAGCUGAAAACCUGAAGAGGGACUGUGAUACAAACAAAAUCAAUUAUAUGUACGCUCAGUAUGUCAAGAAUACUAUGGAGCCUCUCAACAUCCCAGAUGUCUGCAAAGAUAGAAGAUUUCCCUGGACAAAUGACAAUGCAGAAAAUGUAAAUCAACACAUAAAGAGUUUGCUGUGUACACCAAUAAAAAAUGGGAAAAAGAAUAAGGUGAUAGGGGUUUGCCAGCUUGUGAAUAAGAUGGAAGAAAACUCAGGCAAAAUCAAGGCUUUCAACAGAAAUGACGAAGAGUUCCUGGAAGCUUUUGUCAUCUUUUGUGGCUUGGGGAUCCAGAAUACACAGAUGUAUGAAGCUGUAGAAAGAGCAAUGGCCAAACAGAUGGUGACAUUAGAGGUUCUCUCAUACCAUGCUUCUGCUGCAGAGGAGGAAACGAGGGAGCUGCAGGUAACAGCGGCUGCUGUAGUACCAUCUGCACAGUCUCUCAACCUAACUGACUUCAACUUCAGCGAUUUUGAGCUAUCGGAUUUUGAAACAACACUGUGUACAAUUCGAAUGUUCACAGACCUCAAUCUGGUGCAGAAUUUCCAAAUGAAACAUGAGGUUCUCUGCAGAUGGAUUUUAAGCGUGAAGAAAAAUUAUCGGAAAAAUGUUGCUUAUCACAAUUGGAGACAUGCCUUUAAUACAGCACAGUGCAUGUUUGCAGCUUUAAAAUCUGGUAAAAUUCAGAGCAAACUGACUGACUUAGAAACACUGGCUUUACUGAUAGCAGCUCUAAGCCAUGAUUUGGAUCACAGAGGAGUGAACAACUCUUACAUACAAAGAAGUGAACAUCCACUGGCUCAACUCUAUUGCCACUCUAUCAUGGAGCAUCACCAUUUCGAUCAAUGCCUGAUGAUCCUGAAUAGUCCAGGAAAUCAGAUUCUCAGCAGCCUUUCCAUCGAGGAAUACAAGGCCACACUGAAAAUGAUAAAACAAGCCAUUCUAGCCACAGACCUAGCACUAUACAUAAAGAGGAGAGGAGAAUUUUUUGAACUUCUAAGGAAGAAGCAAUUUAAUUGGGAAGAUCCUAUGCAGAAGGAGCUAUUUUUAGCAAUGCUGAUGACUGCUUGUGAUUUAUCAGCCAUAACCAAACCAUGGCCAGUUCAGCAACGGAUUGCUGAGCUUGUAGCUACUGAGUUCUUUGAUCAGGGUGAUAAAGAGCGGAAGGAACUCAACAUAGAACCAACAGAUUUAAUGAACAGAGAGAAGAAAAACAAAAUUCCAAGCAUGCAGGUUGGAUUCAUUGACGCUGUUUGUUUGCAGCUGUAUGAGGCCCUAACGCAUGUAUCAGAGGCCUGCUACCCUUUACUGGAUGGCUGUAGGAAAAAUAGGCAGAAAUGGCAAUCCUUAGCUGAACAACAAGAGAAGAAUCUGAUUAAUGGAGAAAGCAAUCAAGCCAAACGGAACUGAGAUGCCGAUUUAAAAACCACAAGCUUAAGUUCACAUAGAAGACAUAGUAAUAGGGGAGUACUGCGUUUUACUAAACACUGUAUGGAUUUGGAUUAUGUUUUGCCACUGCUGUAUUAUUUUUCCACAUUUCAAGAUAUAGCAUGACCAUGUAUAUGUCAAGGUUAUAUAAAGAUCAUAUAUUUCUUUUAUUACAUCUGAGUGAGAUCAAAAAAGAUCUGCAAAGUUAGCUUAUGCUACCCUAUUCCACAAGAAGGUACGAGUGCAGUUACUCGACUGUCUCUGAGAGCCUAUUACUUUAUAGAUGUAUAUAGUUGUUCAGUGAUCAUGUUGUGGCCAGUAUCUUAAAGACUACUGCAUUUCGCACCUUUUUUCUUCUUCCAGUUUUGCUGUGUUAGGUUGUAAAAGAAAUGAGUGGUCUUGCCUCCUCUCGUCCCAGAGGCUGUGAAGAAAGAUUGGGACUAACUCUGGGGAGUUUAAUCCAGCAUAUACUAUGCUGACUUCUUUCAGGAGACAGAACUGGGCUUUGAAGUGAAAUAGCCCCAGAAUUUGUGUACCCAGUAGUUUUUUCAUAUGUUAAGAAUGUCUUAGCAAAUGUCUUGCAUUUGGAUCAAUAUUUUAAAACCCUGUGAAUUACUAGGCAAUGGAGGACUUAGGGGUUAUGUGGUAUAAGUGUCAUAAUUAUCCAUGGAUAAUGGAAAUUGCUUGUUGAUUAAAUACAACAUAACUGACAGGCUGCCUUGGAAGACUGAUUCCUAUAGAAGCCUGCAGGAAGCAAAAAGAGAAAUGCAAACUAAACAAGAUCAUUUUUAUAUGGUUUUAACUUCAUUUUGAAGUUGAAUUUAACAUCAUCAUAACCAGCAAACUAAAUCACAGGCAGGAAAAGUGGAAGAGAAUGUGACUGCAAGAGAUGAAAUCCGAAUCAGAAUGAUGCAGGAAUGGCAUACUUCCAGUGACCAUCAAGGACCAGUGCUAUUAUGAAAUGGCUAUGACCACUUUGAAGAAAAUUUUAUGUUAAUAUCUUUUAAAAAUCAUUUUUAGCAGCACUAGUUAAUGUUAAAAAUGAUCCACCAUGUCUUAAAGGGAUAUGAAAAAAGAAUACUGAAAGCAAAUAUAGACUAGAAUGCUACAGGGAUUUACCAAAAGUAAGAAUUAAUUAACUUGCACUAGGAGAAGAAGGCAUUGAUAUUUAUUCAAAUGAAGAUGAAUCAUAAAAAUUGUUUUGAACUGAUCAUUGGGAACCAAUUCAAGAAAAUAUGCACGUAAGACAAUCCUAAAAGAGUAGUACAAAGAGAGUACAAUGCUUUGGUUGGGCAGGAUUAAGAGACUAAUGUCAGCAAUCUAAGAUUGGUUAGUGGUAAGUAUAACUUCAGCUACACAGAGACAGAAAAUGUUGAUUUAUUUAUUUUUUUAUCUGUAGUAAGGACUCUAGUUAAAAUCAAAAAAAAAAGUAUAAUGUAAAGGUCAUACACUUAGUAUCAUACUUGAAGGACAGGAGUUAUUUUGUAUCACAGUAAUCCAGAAAAUUCUUGUUGGAAACUGCAAUAAAUUUGUCUUCCCAGGGGACUAUCAAUCUCACCUCUAGUAGCUGGUUAGAAAGACACCGAAAACCUCUUUUUAUGCAUUUAAAUAAGCAAUACCAGCAGCUAACAAAAAAUGAAGCAAGUGCUUCAAAAUGUUCCACAAAAAAUGUUCCAUUUUUAAAAAAUGUAGAAUAAUGUAUUCUUACAUUUUGCAGCAUUUCUGCCAACCUGUAUUAUUUGCCACUGAUUAAAUCCAAUCUCAAAUUUCUCUAAUGACUACCAAUAACAUAUUAUUGCAGCUGUAUUUGAAAACUUUUUUUUCUAUAAAAGUAUUUCUCCUACGGGGUUUUUGUUUUCUUUUUUUUGGAUUUUCCAAGAAAGUAUGGAAUUCAACAGUAAUUAAGAAUUCUAGAGCUAUUGUUAUGCUGAGUUCCAUACGUGUAUUUAUAUGCAUACACAGUACAAUAUAUGUAUGUAAUAGGUCAUAGACAUGCAGAAAAAUUACAGCACACUGCCCCCUCAGUCUCCCACCUCAAAAGAAAUAUAAUGUUUUUAGGUACUUUUUGAUAAAUAGGAAUCUUGCUUCAGGAUUUGCAUAGUCCUUGUAUAUUCUUUUCCUUGAAUGUUUGAGAUGCUGAACUAUAAUUAUUAUGUCAACUGAGGAAAUAUGUAUUUAAUAUAAAUAUGAACAAAGUAUAUGUAUAUAAAGAUGUAUUCUUGCUGGUAUGGUUGAGACUAGUAAUUCAUGGUGACAACACAGUAAAUCAACUACGGUAGUAUUACAGUGUAGUGAUGUAUCAUUUACAUUAAGGUUCCAGUAUUAUAUUUCUUUGCUAUAUUGUGUGUUCAACAAAGCUUUAUUAUGAUAUAUACUUGUAACUAUUACAAAAGAAUGCUGGAUUCUUACCUUUGACUUGAAAAAAAUGCACAAGUUGCAUUUUUCAAAGGUUCACUAAAAACGAACACAGUUAUACAGUAUGUGCAUAUAUUUAAUUACAUAUUUGUACACACUUAUCCCACAAUCUCUUCCACUACAAAGAUUGGAACAUUCAUAGAAAUAUAGUUCCUAGUAAAUAAAUCAUUUAAAUGUCACAAUAUACCUGUAUCUGUAUAUAUUUCUACAAAAACAAACCCUUUAACUACUGGUUAUAGAAUCUUAAGAGCAUAGUGUGCUGUACUUUGUGAAAAUUCAAAUAAUCAAAUUGCAUAUGUAGUGUGUUUCACUCUGCCUGAAGGCAAAGUCAAAGGGUGCUGGUUUUGUCUCAUAGCUUUGUGUGGACUGUUUGCAGGAAGUUUUAUUUUAUUUCAUAGUGUAGAUAGGUGACAAUAUGAAAAAAAAGCCAGGCUGUUUUUUGACUGAAAUUCAUUGCCUUCAGAAUUUAAAUCCAGCCAUGCCGCUAUCAUAAAUUUCAUCAUGAAUUGUGUAUCUGAUUAUUUUAGUCGACUUUCAACCGUACUCCGCCCUAACUUACAUUGUUUAGCUAAAGAAAUCAAGCGGAAGAUACAAGCAGAAAUGGAGUUCAGCACUUUGUCAGUUCAGUCUUAUGUCUGCUAAAGCUGUUGUGAACUUUGUUAUUUAAGUCUUCAGGUACAGAAUUUGUCCCACUAAUUUUUAAUCCUAGUCUCAAUUAAGACAAGUUAUGAUCCCACUUGUUCUCAGACAUGCACAUAUAUUCUUUUGAAGUCACUCCGCAGUGCAGGUUAAUGCUUAAAAUACACUUUUUUUGUCCCCCUUCUGAAAAAAAAAUAACUUGUCAUAUGUAUUAACAUAUACAAAAUUGAUUAACCCUAGAUCUUCUAAUUAAAAAUAACAGUGAGGCUCUUAAGCUGCAGGUAGUACUUCUUUUCCCAGCAGGUUAGCCACACAUCCAGUAUUACCUGUGGAAUAUAUAGGUUUCCUAUUAUCCACAAACGUGUUUUUUUUUUUUUUUAAAAAAGAGACAAAAAACAAUGUAAAUUUGAUUUUGGAGAUGGAGUUGAUUUUCAAGCAGUAGCAGUUUAAAUUCAAGAGCAGAUCACUCUCAGAUCUGCGCAGAAUGCAAAUGCAAGUGGGCUAGUGAUAAAAUUGAAUAAUCUCUUCCAUUGAUAACCAGCUGAUCUCUCUUUAGAAGAGAGGGCUGAAGCCUGAUUUUAUGCAUCACUUUCUGCCAACUGGGUGCAUGUAAAGGUAAGUUUUUGAACUCCAACACAAUGCAUUUUAUCUGGUAGUGGCAUGAACUACCAGUUUCAGAGCAGUCUUAUUCUUGCAUAAGAUUUUUCAGAAUUACUGAGUAACUGACUGUGCAACUUAUUAUACAGAAAGAUUAUGACAAGUCAGAUCUACCCCUUAAAAUUAGGGGAUGUUCCCAGAGUGAAUUGGUUGGUGUCCCUCACAGUUAAGCAUGAGAAAAUAGCAGUGAGUGUUGAUGAAAAAAAUGCCUCACUCAUAGUUAAUUCUUACACUUUUAAAGGUUUUACAGAGACCUAAGCUUUCAGGUAAAUUUUUACAUUAGCUUUAGUUAAGAGUCUUGUCUCUGCAAUGCUGUAGGUUGAUCUUCACGACAAAUCACACGCACUUUACAUUCCACAAGGUUUCAGCUUUAUUUCACACUCCCCUGCUCAGCAUCUUCAGGGACUUGCACUAAUUUGAGAGAGAAGCUUGAACAUUGGAGCUUGACUAAAAAUCCGACUUUGGCCUGAGUAUGAGAAAUAACGAGGGCUGGACUUUUUGGGUUGGACUUUCACAGGAAGAAGAAACAUCACAGAGUCCAGCCUGGUAAUUGGUGGUGACACUUGCUAAAUACAGCAAAUUGUGACUUCAAGAUCCUUUAUCUUUGUCAUUGCUAGAUGAAUGGAAAUUGCAUAGGAAAGUUUAUUUUCCACAUAAAGUUUGUUUCCAUAGAGAAACUCAUAUCUAAGUACCACUGUUUGUAAAUGUAUAUUUAUGUGACAAUGCUAUAUAAUAGCUAGUUUCCACUAACUUUCACAGCAUGAGUUUAUCAUGCCGGGGCCUAAGGUAUGCUCAAGUGUCCGUUUAAAGUCAAUUAUGUAAUUUCAGUUUACCUCAGUGGGAGUUGGCUUGAGCUCAGUGGGAGACUGGAUAGAAGGUGAAGGAAUGGGUCAAAUCCACCUUUUCUACCCAUAAAGAGGAACCAAACUCUUACCCUUGGUAACACCUGCCUCACCUGCUCUUUAUUGCAUUCAGCUAUUGCUGCUGAUGCCUGAGGUACCUUACAGAUGUAACCAAAGUUAGAAUUUGAGCCCUCUGUGUAUUCACGUGGCAGACACAUGCAUGUGUCUCUUGAAGAAUGUAGCGUGAAAUGCAUUGUAAAUAGUUUUAAUAUACAUUUCUAUUAUAGUUUAAUAAAAAUCUUAAUCACAGUCACUAGCCGCUGAGUUUGUCCACUUGUAUUCUUUUAUCUUAAAAAUAUUUGAACAAAUAUAUAGUUUCUGGGCACAGUAUUUUUGUACUAGGUUAACUGGGUUACUCUGUAUAUAAUGUUCUGCCUUUAAGUAGUCUUCUGAAUGUUAUGUGUUCUCGCUUGCUUCUGUCCUGUGACUACUUAGUAAAACUAGUUACAUUACUUAAGAGAACUAUUAGUCCUACUUAAUUGUACAGCUGAUAGCGAAUAUGAGAGUCACGUUAUUUUUGAUGGUCAAACUGCUGCUUAAUUGCUUCCUCAUUCUUCUCUUUGUACUGUUCUCAUGCUUUUUAAAAUAAAAAGGACAAUGUC
Cygnus atratus (black swan) is the source of this 7879-nucleotide messenger RNA. It is a transcript of the gene PDE5A, whose product is annotated as phosphodiesterase 5A. Bases 154 to 2646 code for a protein of 830 amino acids. Gene Ontology annotation, molecular function: 3',5'-cyclic-GMP phosphodiesterase activity; protein binding. The record is from RefSeq and is a predicted model, not a curated record. NCBI's taxonomy places the organism in Eukaryota, Metazoa, Chordata, Aves, Anseriformes, Anatidae. Gene Ontology annotation, biological process: signal transduction. The transcript has 21 exons.